Anolis carolinensis (green anole) is the source of this 9947-nucleotide messenger RNA. RefSeq names its product mitogen-activated protein kinase binding protein 1 (gene mapkbp1). Gene Ontology annotation, biological process: positive regulation of JNK cascade; negative regulation of canonical NF-kappaB signal transduction. Lineage: Eukaryota; Metazoa; Chordata; Lepidosauria; Squamata; Anolidae. The record is from RefSeq and is a predicted model, not a curated record. Bases 702 to 5600 code for a protein of 1632 amino acids. Gene Ontology annotation, molecular function: protein binding. Gene Ontology annotation, cellular component: cytoplasm. The transcript is spliced from 32 exons.
CGUAGCCGCGUCGGACUCCGGCUGGCUGGGAGCUGUCAGGGUGAAUCCCGGAGCCAGACGCCGAGAGACAACGGGAGGGGAAGCACGCAGCGGGCAGAGCGGAAGGCAAGAAGGAAGGGAGCCCCGAGCUGAGGAGGGUUUGCCGAGCCUGGAAGGAAAGAAGGCGGAGGAAGGGCGGGAGUAUGGACCCGCUUUCCGCCCUCCCUCAGCAUUUUUUAAAUCCCUGACAGACAGACGGACUCCCGAGCUACUCCGUGUGGCGUGAAGGCUUCUCUCGCUGCACCGCCUCCCUCCUUUCCCCUCUCUCUGAAGGAGCUCGCGAUUGGGAAUCCCUUUGAGAGGCGAAAGGUCGGGCUGCAUGGAUGGACACCAAGGAGGGGCAAACCUCUCUUCCCUCGUCUCUCUCCCGCCCUUAAAGCCAGGCUGCCUCUUCGCCCAGGUCUUUAUUGAUCUGGGCCUUUUGAAUGGACAGAGGAAGAAUCUGGAAUUGUAACAAUUGAAUGCUGUAAAACAACUGUGCCCUGAAGCAAGAGCCCUAGAAUGAAGUGAAAAGGGAGUGACUGAAAUCAGGAUUUGUGAGAGAGAAACGUGAAACACCAAGGCUAGCCACUUCAACUUCACUUGUGUGUUUGCUGCUCACUCCAGUGACACAGGGAGUGGAUAGUGUUUGAGAGAGGCAGUGCUCUCUCCUCACAGAGAUUAUGAUGUCGGUGGAAACAUCAACGAUUACAAGCAGGAUAAAGAACCUACUUCGAUCUCCCUCUAUCAAACUGCGCAGGAGCAAGCCGGGGAACAAGCGGGAAGACAUCAGUUCAAAAGUCACCUUGGAAAAAGUCUUGGGAAUCACUGUCUCUGGAGGCAGAGGAUUAGCUUGUGACCCGAAGAGUGGACUCGUUGCCUAUCCAGCUGGGUGUGUUGUUGUGCUGUUCAACCCCAGGAAGAAUAAGCAACAUCAUAUUCUGAAUAGUUCCAGGAAGACUAUAACGGCCCUUGCUUUCUCACCUGAUGGCAAAUACCUGGUUACUGGAGAGAGCGGGCACAUGCCUGCUGUUCGUGUGUGGGAUGUUGCCGAACGGACCCAAGUGGCUGAGCUUCAAGAACACAAAUAUGGAGUGGCCUGCGUGGCGUUUUCCCCGAGCUCUAAGUACAUCGUCUCAGUGGGUUACCAGCAUGACAUGAUAGUCAAUGUUUGGUCAUGGAAGAAAAACAUUGUAGUGGCAGCCAAUAAGGUCUCAAGCAAAGUGACAGCUGUUUCUUUCUCUGAGGACUGCAGCUAUUUUGUCACAGCUGGAAACCGACACAUCAAAUUUUGGUACCUGGAUGAUAGUAAAACUUCAAAGGUGAAUGCAACAGUUCCCCUGCUCGGGCGUUCUGGUUUGCUUGGAGAACUGAGGAACAACUUCUUCACAGAUGUAGCAUGUGGGAGGGGUAAAAAAGCCGACAGCACUUUCUGUAUCACAUCUUCAGGUCUCCUUUGUGAAUUCAAUGAAAAGAGGUUGCUGGACAAGUGGGUAGAGUUGAGGAAUACAGACAGCUUCACAACUACUGUGGCCAACUGCAUUUCUGUGAACCAUGAUUACAUCUUCUGUGGCUGUGCGGAUGGCACUGUACGGAUUUUUAACCCUUCCAACCUUCACUUCGUGACCACACUCCCAAAACCACACUUCCUUGGGACAGACAUUGCCAGCGUCACAGAGGCCAGCCGACUGUUUUCUAAUGUGACCGAUGCCAAGUAUCCAGAUACCAUUGCCUUGACUUUUGACCCCAACAACCAGUGGUUGUCAUGUGUUUACAACGAUCACAGCUUGUAUGUGUGGGAUGUCAAGGACCCCAAGAAAGUGGGCAAGGUUUAUUCUGCCUUAUAUCAUUCCUCGUGUGUCUGGAAUAUUGAGGUGUACCCUGAGGUGAAGGACAACAAUCAGUCUUGCUUACCCCCAAACUCUUUCAUCACCUGCUCCUCAGAUAAUACUAUCCGGCUCUGGAAUACCGAAAGCUCAAAUAUCCAUGGAACAGCUCUGCAUCGAAACAUUCUGAGCAAUGAUCUGAUGAAAAUUAUCUAUGUCGAUGAAAACACCCAAGCCCUCCUGGACACAGAGUACAACACAGCUGGAGGGGUGGACAAGGCAGAUUCACAAAUCCUGGAUGCAAAAGUGGGAAUUCGCACAGUUUGUGUCAGCCCUACUGGGGAGCACCUGGCAUCAGGUGACAGGAUAGGCACUCUCAGGAUCUAUGAGUUGAAGUCCAUGAAAGAGAUGCUGAAGGUAGAAGCCCAUGAUUCUGAAAUUCUCUGCCUUGAGUAUUCAAAGCCUGAGACAGGUUUGAAGCUUCUAGCAUCAGCUAGUAGAGACAGACUGAUCCAUGUUUUGGAUGCUGGGAGGGAUUAUAGCCUCCAGCAGACCCUAGAUGAGCAUUCAUCCUCAAUUACAGCAGUGAAGUUUGCAGCCAAUGAUGGAAAAGUGCGAAUGAUAAGCUGUGGAGCAGAUAAGAGCAUCUAUUUCCGCACUGCACAAAAGACCAGUGAUGGGGUUCAUUUUACUCGGACACACCAUGUUGUCAGGAAAACCACUCUUUAUGACAUGGAUGUCAAUCCCAACUGGAAAUACGCUGCCAUUGGAUGCCAAGAUCGUAACAUCAGGAUUUUCAACAUUAGUAGUGGGAAGCAAAAGAAGCUGUACAAGGGAUCCCAAAGUGAAGAUGGCACCUUAAUUAAAGUGCAAACAGAUCCCUCUGGUCUGUAUAUUGCGACAAGUUGCUCUGACAAGAACCUUUCUAUCUUUGACUUCUACUCAGGCGAGUGUGUCGCCACAAUGUAUGGGCACUCAGAGAUUGUAACUGGGAUGAUGUUCAGCAAUGACUGUAAACACUUGAUCUCUGUCUCUGGUGACAGCUGUAUUUUCAUCUGGCGUCUGAGUUCUGAGAUGACCAUCAACAUGCGACAAAGGCUGGCUGACAUGAAGCAAAGAGGAAAACAAGCAGAGAAAGCACAACCAGGCAAAACCACUGGGCUCACCAGGCAUGAAUCAGCAUCUGCCCUCUCAUCUAUACCACCACUUUCAUCAGACAGUGACAAAGAGGGGGAAGAUGAAGGGAAUGAAGAAGAUGAGUUACAAGGAUUGCAGUCUUUUCAAAUGCAGACCAAGUGCAAUGCUGAAAGAGAUUCAGAUUCAGAUCUUUCUUUUUCAAGAAGCUUGUCCCACUGGGAAAUGAGAAGGGCAAAAGAAAUGGCAAUGAUUGAAUGUUCAGAGGCCACCAUGAGCAAGGCACCUCAGCAGCGUAGUCGUUGGUCCCAGCCAACCAGCACUAUAGAGAUGACAGUAAAAUCCAUGCUUGAUUUACGCCAGUUGGAAUCUUUCUCGGUCUCCCGGUCUGCCAGCCAUGACUCUCUUUCCCAAACCAGCAAUGGGGAUGACCAAGAAGAGCGUCCUGAUCUCCCUCUGCAUGCUAAUAAUGUUGGAAGCUCCUCAGCUCCCCAGGAAAACCAGCCUUGUGUUCGACCCCAAGUAAUUCGGCUUGUAUCCUGUGAAGGUGGAAUUUUCCCUCAGGAGCUGGAACCGUCAGAGAGUGAGGAAUGCGUGAUAUACCCAGAGCAGGAUGAGAUGCAUCCUACAGACAUUAGCAGUGAAUUCCAGGUAAAAGCUCUUCCCCAUGGAAAACUAGGUAGAGGCUACCAUAACAGUGGCUGCCCAGAUAAGCACAGUCCUGACAGCGCCUGCUCCAUGGAUUACAGUAGCAGUCGGCUAUCCAGUCCAAAUGAAGAUUCUGAGAGCACAGAACCUCUCAGCGUGGAUGGCACUUCAGACUUGGAUGAACAGGUGGGAGAAGAAGAUGAAGAGGAUGUAAGCCCUGGUCACUUGGAGGGAAAUGCUCCCAGGACUCCAGAUCAAGAGAAGUUCCUCAAGCAGCAUUUUGAAACUCUGGCUGGUGACAGUGACAAGGGUGGACCAUAUAGGACUUUGGAGAGGACAGAGAACAGUAUUUCUUCUCGUUUUCUGUCCCAGUCCCCAGCACUCAGGCAGUUAUCACUUUCUUCGUCAAAUCUCAUACUGGAUCGAAAACCCAGCGAAGGGCUUGCCUGGUCAAGACACGUUUCUCCAGGUCUAGUAAAAAAUGGGAUUGAUGGCCAGAACUCAGCCAUAGAGAACGGCAUCUUUCAAAAUGAUGUCCAUUCCUUCAGAUCACUUUAUAUGCAGAGAAAGAGAAAACCUUUUCUAGAAAUCAGCAGAGGUGCUGGAAGACCUGUUAGGACUUUCCCAGAUACUGAUGGGGAAUUGGUGAUGAGAAAGUCUCAAUCAGUUCAUGACCUUGUUCACAAUGAUAAGGUUCCAGGGUCGAUGCCUUCUGCCAGGCAGCGUCCUCAGACACUCAUGGUAGGUGAGAAGGAUCCAAGGCCCAAUAACUAUCGGCCCUUGUCUACAACUCUGUUGAAGAUGGAUGGCUCCAAUUCUCUUCAAGCCAAAGACAGCAAAACUACAAAACCAAAGUCUUACAUGAGCCCCACUACUAGCUUCAUGGCUAAAAUGUCCCGUAGCAUAUCUGUGGGUGAAAAUCUGUGCUUUGGUGACUCUUCAGAGAACCUGACUGAGGUGAAGGUCAGCCCACAAGGACCCGAGAAGACACUCUUAAGUCCUUUAGUGGACACUGAGAAGAAUAAGCUACCUAUGAAAGAAAGUGGUCCAGGGAAGCCUGCUCUUCAGCAGAGCACAAGUUCUUCAUCACCCAAGUCCUUUCACAGCAAGUUAGCCUCUAACCGUGGCCAUUUGAUCCUUGACAUCCCCAAACCUCUACCUGACAGACCAACAUUGGCUUCUUUCUCACCAACUGCCAGAUCAAAAACAUUGCUAGAGUCAGAGUCUCCCCAGUCACCUGCUGGAGUUGGUAGAAAGAAAUGUUUGUUCACGGAAGAAUGGCCUUCCAAGUUGGAAAUCCAGGCAUCAGUGCCUAAAGCUAGCCCAGCAAGUCCCUCUACGCACACUUUAAAGGAGAACCAGAUGUCAUUGCGGACCAAAGUCCAACCUGAGUCACCAGGUCCUAAUUCCAGGCCAAAGGAGUUUUCAGAUGGUCUGCAUCAAAAAUCUCCAGAACAACAACCAGCAGGAUGCAGAGAGAGAGUUGCAAGCCCUUGUUGUGUGCCAGACAGUCUGCAUGAGCUUUGCUCUUUUGAACCAAGUGAGCUGAGGUCUCCCACGGCUCUUGGAGCCAUAGCGCAGGACUCAGGAGGUUCUUCUAUCAGUGUGGAGCACUGCAGGCAUGUUGUAUCUGAGCUCCAAGACAGCAUGCGUAAAGCCAUACAUCUGUACCAUAUGGUUUCUGCUGACAUGGGGACUUCAGCUGACAAAGAUGAAAUUGCUGGUCUUCUAACAGAUACCUUCUCUGUGAUGAAGAAAGAACUAGAUUCCCUAAAGGAUGGAAAAGAGCUUCAAAGGGGAAAAGAAGCAUUGGUGAAGCCACAAGAUGCAGUUGUAAUGCCUCUGAGUGAAGGUAGUGGUUCAGCUUUAUCCAGUCCUCGACAUUUUGGAGAUGAGCAAACUCUUGCUUUGUUGGAACAAUAUUCGGAGCUGUUGCUACAAGCUGUUGAGCGACGUAUGGAUAAAAAACUGUGAGAAGUUCUAUGGCCCAUAAAUACACUGGUAGCCACACAGGAAAAAAAAAAACAUUGGGCAGAUUCAUGGUGGAAAACUUGGAGGAAUGUUUUGUUUCUGUACAGGAAAGAGAAAUCUUGUCUUUUAUAAGAAGCAGUUCUUACCAAGCAUCUGUUUUCAGAUAUGUGCUGGUCACGGUACUAAUUUUUCAGUGCCCACUUCUUUUUAGACUGUUUAGAAAAACUCCUUAGGAACUUUUCUUCCAGCCAUAAUUUUUAAGAAUUCACAGGAUCAAACAAAUAAACUGUGGCCCAUUUUGAAAACCUUGAUGUCACAGAAGAUCAAGAUGACACCAACCAGUCCUCUACUGCAUUGUCUUGAUCCCUGUACAGAUUGUUAAAUUUUUUAUUUAUUAAUUUAUUUGGUGACUAUUGCUCUAAACUUUUCACAUACAUUUUCUAACCUGCAUCUGUAUCUGCAUCUUUCCUACAUUCUGUCAUAAGAGACAAGUUUUGUUGCAACAAAUGUAUUGAUAGACUAGUUGGCAGGAACAUUGAACUAUGUAUGGUGAAGCCUGCCAUGAUGGGUUUUACUUCCUUAUAUCUGGAUUUAUCAUGCAUAGGGUGUUUUUUUUAAAUGUAUUUUACAGUUUUGUUUUCUCAGCUUUGAUUUUUAUUAUUAUUAUUAUUAUUAUUAUUAUUAUUAUUAUUAUUAUUAUUAUUAUUAUUAUUUUAAAAUUAAACCUAUGUUUUACCUAUAUUUGCUGCUUCCACAGGACAGUAUACCCUUUGGACUAAGCUUUGGAGAUCUGUUACAAGCUAUUGGCAAAAGAGAUGGGUUUUUUUUACAGAAACUGUUGAUAAUUUUUUCAGGUUUUAUAGAAAACAUGGCCUCUUGUCAAGCACCAAAACUUGCAAAAUAAUUGAAGUAUUUUCAGAACCUGUUCUUAGUAGUUGUAUUCAAUUGCAGAUAUAUGGCGUCCUCUUAAUAUUAAUAUCAGAGAUUUGGGAGUUUGGGAAAAGGUUGAAUUUAUGACAACAUACCUAAAGGUUUUAUUUACAGUUUUGAUUUCAAUUUAUAUGAAUCUAAACAAUGAAGAGAACCUGGUAGUUCAUAAUAUUGCAUGAUAGGUACCUAAUAUCCCAGCAGUGGGAUUCUUUUGUUUUUCUCCAUAACUAAAACCAUAAAAUACCAAAUUAAGCGUGAAUGACACAAGAACUACAUAUUGAAUGAUAUGUAAUUAUCUCCAUUUCUUCUUCUAUAAGAUCUUUGGAAAUGUUUUUCUGUGUGAGUGGCCUAUUGAAAUGAGACUGUAUAUUGUCGUUAGUAAUAUCCAGUUGAUAGCAAUUAGUCCAUUUCUGUUUUCAAUUAAACAAGGAAGAACUUGCUGUUCCUUUUCUGCUAAUCAUAAAGGAAAAUUGCAAGGCUUCUUAGAAGGGUCAUACAAGUAUUUUUCUUCAUUUACUAUACCCUCAUUUUCAAUCUUGCUCUGCUUGGGUGAUUGCACAAGUGCCAGUUUACUGAACUGUCAGUCUUAUCAUAGUCCCAAAUAAGUGAUAGUGACGAAGCAUGACUGACCAAUAAGUUUGUAUUGCUGCUUCUCCCGGUCAGAGAACAGCUCCAUCUACUGUUGUCAGUGUUGUCAUUGAACAUGGCUGAUCUAGUGCUUUCUGAAUAGCUUUUUCCACUUGCACUUUUGAAGCUGUAGUGUGAGCAAUGUCUUUCACUGCAUUACAGGGCUGGUAUCCUGCAGUGUAGCUUCUUAUCCAGCUCACAUUUUGUAACGCUCCAGUGCUGAGUGGCCUGCAGAGCAGCCCUCUUCUUUUGGCUGGCCGGCCAGCUGACUGUCCUUAAUGCACUCCAAGGCUGGGACUUAGAAUGUUUUUUGUACUUUUUAAUGUGUCCCUCCUAGAUCUUUCUAGCUGUCUUGGUCAAAUAUUUCUUUGAAUAUGCUUGAAUGGCAAUUAAAACACACUCACUAGAAUGUAGGUUCUGCUAGUUCUUUCCAUCCAUGAGUGAACAUGAAAAGGGUUAGGGCAUGGUGUGUUAUAACCAGUAUGUAUCACAAAGGCAUCUGUUUGCUGCAUCUGAAAGGUAUUCCUUUCAUGUGAACAUUAGAGUGGCUUUUCUUUGUAUGUCUUAGUAGGUAGAAUACCUUUAUCUGUUCACAUUGAGACUGUGAAGUGUCUAGUGUUCAGGAAACUUUCCUGUUCUGGGACACACAUAUACUCAGGUAAGAGUCAUAUUCCAACAGUUGUAUGGCAAAAAUAAAGAGAGAUGGAGGAACUUGGUAUUGAUUUAACACCUGAAGUCAUUGAAUGCAUUGGUUUAACAGCAAAAUAAAAAAUUUGUUUGACUAUACCUCAGUACUAUUGAUACUGCAGUACUUACCUAGUUAAUGAUUCAUCAGGAACUGUCUAGGAUGAAAUGCAGUAUCAUGUAAAUUCUGCAUUAGUGUCAAAGCAGGGUUUUCAGUAGCUAGUUCUCAUCAAAGUGUUUUUUUUAAAAAAAAAAUGGGUACUGUAUACUUGCAUGGAUCAAGGUGGGAAAAUAAUAAAAAUGGGUUCCAAGAGUGAACAAGAAUUGUAGUUUUGGGUGGUCUUGAGUAUGUAGACAUGCAAAGAGCUAUGGGCUAACAUUACAAUAUGUAUCCUGACCCACAGCUUCUAGAAAAGUAGUAGUAUGGCUAAGAAUGUGGUGAUUAUUAAAGAUCAAAUUGUGAAUGAUUUUUUUUCUGAUGGGAAAGAUGCAAUACAAGUUAAGUGGAUGAAAAGACAUGUUGAUUUUGAAAGUUUGAUAAUGUACCCUUUAUUUUCCCACGUAUAUCCAUAAUUUGGAAUACCUUUGGGGGCUAACAUCUUCAGAAAGUCAGUUUCCCAAAACAGCUUGACGCUAAUGAGAUUCUUUGUGCCCUGGUUUUCCAUCCAAAGAAAUCUGUGGCUGAAGAAGCAGGAGGAACGUACACUUGAUGCUUAAGAAAAAUGUUUCAGUCUAAAAGAAUAUUCCAUAGCUAUUCACCUUUGGUUGUAGCACUCUAUUUUUUUGUCAUAGAUAAUUGACUUGGGCACAUCAUAUAAAAUAUCUGUUACAAAACUGAGUGGGGAGUCAGAUGUCAUGAAGCUAUGCCUAUUAUUUUGAAAUGCAUGCAAGUGUUUUUGUCUUCGUUGUGCAUGUUCCGUUUGCCCUUUUAGAAAAGCCUAACUAGACACCUACAAAGUGGAGAAAUAUAAAUGCAUGCAGUUGCUGAAACUGGCACACUUCUGUUCACUUCUUAUGUGUAUGUGCCAUUUUAGUGUAUAAAGAUAAAUGGCAAAAGUCUGUUUAAGAACAUAGGACCAUCUCAGAAGGCAAAAUUCAUAAAAACUCCCUGCUUUCUGAAAUUAUAUCUGAACAGUGUGAUUUCAGUUUUGUUCUUAUAACAUUCUGUUUUUCAUUUCAAGGAGAACUGUUAGAAAAGAGAACAUUUAAGUACUAAUGCACCUGAAUGAGACAAAAUGGCCUCCCCUUUUUCUUAGAGAAAUACAGUCUGUGUUUUUGGAAGCUGUGCUGGGUUAAUUCCAGCCAGUUGUAUAUGUUACUGGUGCUAGUAGAUAUGGAUGUUUUGCUAUUUACCACUUCCCUGUCCCUGUCUUGACUAUAUAACCUUUUCCUCUUUUGUUGAAUGUUCAUCUAAUUGUUGCAACAGUUAGCCUUUCCUUUCAUUCCAGUGAUUCAAAAUUAAGAUAUUUCUUCUACAAACAAACAAACAAAUUGGGAAUAAUGUUGGGAGAUAUAAACCAGACAUUAUUCAGUGUCUUCUUGUAUUCAGUGUUUUAAAUCUUUAAAAGCAUAAUAAGAGGAGAAUAGCUGUCAUGUGAUCCUAAAGGUACUGUUGUCUGGACUGGGUUUUUUUCCCUUCUGGAAAUAAAACUAGAGUUAUCCAGAAACCUGUAUUGUUUUGUAUAUAAUAUUCUGGAGCUGGGCUGCUUAUAAAUGAAGCUAAUCUGCUGUAAAUCACAGAUAGUGAUGCAUGCGGCAGCAAUUUUAGGAAUAAGCCAUGUUUACUCAGCAUGUCCCAUGAGCCUAGGCACCAGAUGAGAAUUACUUUUACGGUGUUCUUUCAAUACUCCUUUCCCUAUACUCCAUUUGUUUAAAAUGAGAUAACAAACAUGAACUUUUUUAUUUAUAAAUGUGUGUUUUCUACCUUGGCUUUAAGGAAGCAAAAAGAACCUUUUAAAAUGUCCUUUUUAAUUAUUUGAAAUGACUGUUUAUGUUUGUGGGGUUUUUUGCACUGUGAGCCACCUUUGAGGGGCUAUUUUAAAAUUCUGUAUUCAUUUGUACUCUGUGUCUUAAAUAGUUUCAAUAAAAGUGUGAUCCUUUGUUACAAAA